Epinephelus moara (kelp grouper) is the source of this 23099-nucleotide messenger RNA. RefSeq names its product calcium channel, voltage-dependent, L type, alpha 1C subunit (gene cacna1c). Gene Ontology annotation, molecular function: high voltage-gated calcium channel activity. Gene Ontology annotation, cellular component: membrane; voltage-gated calcium channel complex. NCBI's taxonomy places the organism in Eukaryota, Metazoa, Chordata, Actinopteri, Perciformes, Serranidae. The coding region runs from base 114 to 6935 and encodes 2273 amino acids. Gene Ontology annotation, biological process: calcium ion import across plasma membrane. The record is from RefSeq and is a predicted model, not a curated record. The transcript has 50 exons.
AGGUAUUCCUGAAGCUGCAACUGAAGGUAUAAUCUGAGCAACAUCAAGUUCCAGAGAGACUCAAAGAGGCAAUUACUUCCACACCGUGAGACUCCUGAGAGAGCGGUGGAGCCAUGCUGAGAGGCCUGUUUCACAGGAGACCCAAACAUGAGAGACUGGAGGAGGAACCUGAGGUCAGAUUCAAAGGCUUGCUGGUGUCAGAGAGAGACCUGGGAUACUCGUAUGUCCGACCUGGAGGCUCCGACUACUCUCCCCCUCCCCCCCUUCCUCGCCCUCCUCCCCCCGGCCUGACCAACGAGCACAGUGGCGGUGGCAGCCACGGCGACCAUGGUGGAGGAGGGGGCGGGGUCAACCACGGGGUGGGCGUGGUGGGCCUAGCCCCGGAGCACAUCGCCACACCGGGGGCGGCCCUAAGCUGGCAGGCGGCCAUCGACGCCGCAAGGCAGGCGAAGUUGAUGGGCAACGCCGCAUCGGGCGGAGGGGCGGGGCUCGGGUCAGGAGGGGGCGGGCCCAUCUCCACGGCCAGCUCCACGCAAAGGAAGAGACAACACUAUAGCUCUAAGCCCAAGAAACAGACAACGACGACAGCCACAAGACCGCCACGGGCCCUACUCUGUCUCACACUCAAGAACCCUAUCCGCAGGGCCUGCAUCAGCAUCGUAGAGUGGAAACCAUUUGAGAUCAUCAUCCUGAUGACCAUUUUCGCCAACUGUGUGGCCUUAGCCGUCUACAUCCCCUUCCCUGAGGAUGACUCAAACGCCACCAACUCCAACCUGGAGCGUGUGGAGUAUCUGUUCCUCAUCAUUUUCACGGUGGAGGCAUUCUUGAAGGUAAUAGCCUACGGCCUGCUCUUCCACCCCAACGCCUACCUGAGGAACGGCUGGAAUCUGCUGGACUUCAUCAUCGUAGUCGUAGGGUUAUUCAGCGCGAUCCUGGAGCAGGCCACCAAGGGGGACGGGGCCACUCCUAUUGGAGGGAAGGCGGCGGGCUUCGAUGUCAAGGCUCUGAGGGCAUUCAGAGUACUCAGACCCCUCAGACUGGUCUCUGGAGUACCCAGUUUACAGGUAGUGUUGAACUCCAUAAUCAAAGCCAUGGUUCCUCUGCUCCAUAUCGCCCUGCUGGUCCUCUUCGUCAUCAUCAUCUAUGCCAUCAUCGGCCUGGAGCUCUUCAUGGGCAAGAUGCACAAGACCUGCACUCACAAGCACACAGGCGCCAUUGUGGGAGACAAGCCGGCACCGUGUGCACCAGACUUAGCUUACGGUCGACACUGUAACCAAAAUGAAACAGAGUGCAGAAUGGGAUGGGAGGGCCCAAACGACGGCAUCACCAACUUUGACAACUUUGCCUUCGCCAUGUUGACCGUGUUCCAGUGUAUAACCAUGGAGGGCUGGACGGACGUGCUGUACUGGAUGCAGGAUGCUAUGGGCUAUGAGCUGCCAUGGGUCUAUUUUGUCUCUCUCGUCAUCUUCGGCUCCUUUUUCGUUCUCAAUCUCGUUCUGGGGGUGUUGAGCGGAGAGUUUUCCAAGGAAAGAGAGAAGGCCAAGGCACGUGGUGACUUCCAGAAACUCAGAGAAAAACAGCAACUGGAGGAGGACCUCAAGGGCUAUUUAGACUGGAUCACUCAGGCUGAAGACAUCGACCCAGAGAAUGAAGAGGAGGGCUUGGAUGAUGACAAACCUAGAAACCUGAGCAUGCCAGCCAGCGAAAAUGAAUCAGUCAACACAGACAAUGCCCCCGGGGGAGACGUGGAGGGGGAGACCUGCUGUACCCGGCUAGCAAAUAGGAUCUCCAAAUCCAAGUUCAGUCGAUACUCUCGGAGGUGGAACAGGCUGUGUAGGAGGAAGUGCCGGGCGGCGGUCAAAUCGCAGGUUUUCUAUUGGCUGGUCAUCUUCCUGGUUUUCCUCAACACCCUGACCAUCGCCUCUGAACAUCACAAGCAGCCUCAGUGGUUAACUGAUGUACAAGACAUAGCCAACAAGGUGUUGCUAGCACUCUUCACUGGUGAAAUGUUGUUGAAGAUGUACAGUCUGGGUUUGCAGGCGUACUUUGUCUCGCUCUUCAAUCGCUUCGACAGCUUUGUUGUAUGUGGAGGAAUCCUUGAGACCAUUCUGGUGGAAACCAAAAUCAUGUCUCCACUUGGCAUCUCUGUGUUACGUUGUGUACGUUUGCUGCGAAUCUUCAAAAUAACCAGAUACUGGAACUCCCUGUCCAACCUGGUGGCCUCCCUGCUCAACUCUGUUCGCUCCAUCGCUUCCCUGUUGCUGCUGCUCUUCCUCUUCAUCAUCAUCUUCUCCCUGCUCGGCAUGCAGCUCUUCGGAGGGAAAUUCAACUUCGACGAGACCCGACGCAGCACCUUUGACAACUUUCCCCAGUCUCUGCUCACUGUGUUUCAGAUCCUAACAGGAGAGGACUGGAACUCUGUGAUGUAUGAUGGUAUCAUGGCAUACGGUGGACCAUCCUUUCCCGGCAUGCUUGUCUGCAUCUACUUCAUCAUCCUCUUCAUCUGCGGAAACUAUAUCCUACUGAAUGUCUUCUUGGCCAUUGCUGUCGACAAUCUGGCAGACGCUGAGAGCUUGACAUCCGCCCAGAAAGAAGAGGAGGAGGAGAAGGAGAGGAAAAAACUGGCCAGGUUGGCCAGUCCGGAGAAGCGUCAUGACAACGAGAAGCCGCCUCUGGAGGAGGAGAAGAAGGAGAAGAUAGAGCUGAAGUCCAUCACUUCUGACGGAGAGACCAACACUGCUACUAAGAUAAAAAUGGAUGACUACUGUGGAGAUGAGAGUGAAGAGAAGAACCCAUACCCUGCCAAUGAUUACAUAGGAGACGAUGAUGACGAAGAGCCAGAGAUGCCAGUGGGCCCGAGGCCACGGCCUCUCUCCGACAUUCAGCUGAAGGAGAAAGCUAUUCCCAUGCCUGAGGCCCGCGCGUUCUUCGUCUUCAGCCACACCAACCAAUUCAGGGUUCUGUGCCAUAAGAUCGUCAACCACAACAUCUUCACAAACCUCAUCCUCUUCUUCAUCCUGCUCAGCAGCAUCAGUCUGGCAGCAGAGGACCCAGUCAAGAACGACUCCUUCAGAAACCAGAUCCUGGGCUAUGCAGACCAUGUCUUUACUGGACUCUUCACCAUAGAGAUCAUUCUUAAGAUGACAGCCUAUGGGGCCUUCCUCCAUAAAGGUUCAUUCUGUAGAAACUAUUUCAAUAUUCUGGACCUGGUGGUGGUCAGUGUGUCCCUCAUCUCCUCUGGAAUACAGUCCAGUGCAAUCAAUGUGGUGAAGAUCCUGAGAGUUCUGCGAGUGCUCAGACCACUGAGGGCCAUCAACAGAGCCAAAGGACUAAAGCACGUAGUGCAGUGCGUGUUUGUGGCCAUCAGGACCAUCGGCAACAUUGUCAUCGUCACCACGUUGCUCCAGUUCAUGUUCGCCUGUAUUGGAGUACAACUUUUUAAGGGCAAGUUCUUCUUCUGUACCGACAACUCUAAACAAACUGAGGCAGAGUGCAGGGGUUCCUUCAUCAUGUACAAGGAUGGUGAUGUGGGGAAGCCUGCAAGAGCCCCGAGAGUUUGGGAAAACAGUGACUUUAACUUUGACGAUGUCCUGCAAGGCAUGAUGGCUCUGUUCGCUGUGUCUACCUUUGAGGGCUGGCCAGGGUUACUGUACCGCGCCAUAGACUCUCACGCUGAGGACGUCGGGCCCGUCUACAACUACCGCGUGGUCAUCUCCAUCUUCUUCAUCAUCUACAUCAUCAUCAUUGCCUUCUUCAUGAUGAAUAUCUUCGUCGGUUUCGUCAUCGUCACAUUCCAGGAGCAAGGAGAGCAAGAAUAUAAGAACUGUGAGCUGGACAAGAACCAGCGUCAGUGUGUGGAGUAUGCUUUGAAGGCACGUCCGUUGCGUCGCUACAUCCCCAAGAACCCCUACCAGUACAAGGUGUGGUAUGUGGUCAACUCCACCUACUUUGAGUACCUGAUGUUCACACUCAUCCUUCUCAACACCAUCUGUCUGGCCAUGCAGCAUCAUGGACAGACCAAAGGUUUCAAUGAUGCCAUGAACAUCCUCAACAUGCUCUUCACUGGACUCUUCACUGUAGAGAUGAUCCUUAAACUGAUCGCCUUCAAACCCAGGGGGUACUUUAGUGAUCCCUGGAAUGUGUUUGAUUUCCUCAUCGUAAUUGGCAGCAUAAUAGACGUCAUUCUCAGUGAGAUCAACGGACUGCAGAACUCUGAAGAGAACGCCAGGAUCUCCAUCACCUUCUUCCGGCUGUUCCGCGUGAUGAGGCUGGUGAAGCUGCUGUCUCGCGGGGAAGGGAUUCGGACCCUGCUGUGGACCUUCAUCAAAUCCUUCCAAGCUCUGCCCUACGUAGCUCUGCUUAUUGUGAUGCUAUUCUUCAUAUACGCUGUCAUCGGCAUGCAGAUGUUUGGUAAGAUAGCGCUGCGGGACCACACGCAGAUCAACAGGAACAACAAUUUCCAGACGUUCCCUCAGGCAGUGCUGCUGCUGUUCAGAUGUGCAACAGGUGAGGCAUGGCAGGAGAUCAUGCUGGCGUGCUCGUCCCAUCGGCCGUGUGAGAAAGGAUCAACCAACGAGAACAACACAGGCAAUGAGGACUGCGGCAGCCAGUUUGCCAUCAUUUACUUUGUCAGCUUCUACAUGCUCUGUGCCUUUCUGAUCAUCAACUUGUUUGUGGCCGUCAUCAUGGACAACUUCGACUACCUGACACGUGAUUGGUCAAUCCUGGGGCCACAUCAUCUCGAUGAAUUCAAGAGGAUCUGGGCUGAAUAUGACCCAGAAGCUAAGGGGAGGAUAAAGCACCUGGAUGUGGUGACUCUGCUGCGGAGAAUCCAGCCUCCCCUCGGCUUUGGAAAGCUCUGUCCGCACAGGGUGGCGUGCAAGCGUCUGGUGUCGAUGAACAUGCCUCUGAACAGCGACGGAACAGUGAUGUUCAACGCCACGCUGUUUGCCCUGGUCAGAACCGCACUCAGGAUCAAGACAGAAGGUAACCUGGAGCAGGCCAAUGAGGAACUGAGGGCAAUAGUGAAGAAGAUCUGGAAGAGAACCAGCAUGAAGCUCUUGGAUCAAGUGGUGCCCCCUGCUGGAGAUGAUGAGGUAACGGUCGGGAAGUUCUACGCUACCUUCCUCAUCCAGGAAUAUUUCCGCAAGUUUAAGAAGAGGAAAGAACAAGGGCUGGUGGCCAAGGUGGCUCCCAAAACUGCCCUCUCUCUGCAGGCGGGCCUGCGGACACUGCAUGACAUCGGUCCAGAGAUUCGGAGGGCCAUCUCUGGAGACCUGACUGUGGAGGAGGAGCUGGAUAAAGGCCUGAAGGAGCCAGUGUCGGCUGCAUCCGAGGACGAUAUCUUCAGGCGUACGGGUGGGUUGUUCAGCAACCACGUCAACUACUACAACCAGAGCGAUGGCCGCAGUUCCUUCCCGCAGUCCUUCACCACCCAGCGUCCCUUGCACAUCAGCCAGAAGGGCUCCCCUUGCGAAGGAGAGAGCCCAUCCCACGAGAAGCUCAUGGACUCGACCACUUUCACCCCUUCCUCGUACUCCUCAUCAGGCUCCAACGCUAACAUCAACAAUGCCAACAACACGGGCAUGGUCGGGGUGGCGACCCAGGGCAUCAAUCGAUUCCCAAGCCCGUCCAUAAGCACUGUGGACGGGCACACAGGACAGCCGCUCACCCCCAUCCUGCUGCCAAGAUCCGCAUGGUGCUUUCCUCCAAAGAGCUCGGACUCAAGUGACAGCCGCUUGCCAAUCAUCCGAAGAGGCGAGGGGUCAACGGAGGAGACGUACGAUGAGAGCUAUGGCGACGACAGGGAGUACCAUGAGGACGACCACUCGCUCUCCUCUGACAUGCUGGUGUAUCAUGAUGAAACAUGUAAGCAGUUGGCUCCCAUGGAGGAAGGAGAGGACGUAGAAGAGAGAAGAGGAGGAGGGUGGCAGUCUCCGAGGAGAGUCUUCCUCUGCCCCACAACUCUGGGGAGGAGAUCGUCCUUCCAUCUGGAGUGUCUAAGGAGACAGUCAAGGCCAGACGUCUCCCAGAAGACGGCUGUACCGCUACACCUUGUACAUCAUCAGGCUCUGGCAGUUGCAGGGUUGAGUCCUCUGCUAAGAAGGAGUCACUCACCUACCCUCUUCAGCCGGCUGUGCUCCACGCCUCCGGCCAGUCCCACAGCCCUUGGCAGUGAUACCUCCUACCAGCGAGUGCCCUCUCUGAGGCUAGAGGGCUCCAACUCCCAUGAAAAGCUCAAUACCAGCUUGCCCUCUGUCAACUGUGGGCCUUGGUACAGCGACAGUAAUGGGAACAGCCGAGGGCCCAGUCCUAGCCCCACCCCCAGCGUUUCAGUGUCCAAUCAAAGACCACCACGGCCGGUGUCACUCACAGUGCCCUCGCUACUGGGAAAAGACUCCAGCUCACUGUGCCACGGCAGUGCAGGCAGUCUGGUGGAGGCGGUGCUAAUAUCAGAGGGGUUGGGUCAUUUCGCCCAGGACCCGUCGUUCAUCGAGGUGACCAAAGCCGAGUUGGCAGACGCAUGCGACAUGACCAUCGAGGAGAUGGAGCACGCUGCCAACAACAUUCUCAACGGCAACACCGCCACAAACGCCACAUCCAGCACCUCCUCCACCUCCCAGCACAGCCCCAACGGCAACCUCCUCCCCUUUCACACAGCAGCAGCAGCAGCAGCAGCAACGCACAGGGACCGUGUGGUCAGCGAGGGCGGGGAAGAGGCCGGGGGAAGCAGAGGCUCCAUCCACGGGCCGUCCUCGGUGGAGGAGCGGCAGGAGCUGCUAGCAGGGGGGAGGGGACAAGAGGAGGAGGAGGAGGAAGAGGCGGGAGAGAGGGAGGAGGUACACCACAGAAGCUCAGUUGUGAUUGGAGGAGCACGGCAGAGGAACAGCGGGCCGUUGGAGGAUGAGGAUAUGGAGUGUGUGACAAGUUUGUAGGAGUUGGAUUGACGGGUUCGAUCGGCCAACUGGCCCCUCUGACAUCAUCAGAGACUGACGCUUGUCAGUGCUGGGUAACGGCGCCACAGCUGGCUCUGUCUGUCCCCACCCCUCCCACGCACACACACACACACACACACACACUGUCUGCCUCUCUGCCAGACAUAACUGCUCUGGACAAUGGCGGCCAGUGACGCAACUUUAAACACCUGGUUAUGACUUUGUUGGUUUAUAUGAGUUUGUACGUGUGUGAAUGUUUGUAGUCAAGAAUACCACACUAUACUCUAUAAUAUCUGAGUGUAUGUAUGUGUGUGUGUGUGUGUGUGUGUGUGUGUGUGUGUGUGUGUGUGUGUGUGUGUGUGCGCGUGUGUGUGAUCUAUGAUUUUCUCUAUUUGUACGUGUACAUGAGUGCGUGUGUUCUCCACACGUGUCUGAGUGUGUCUCUAAAGUGCCUCACAGUUUUAUCAUGUCCUCAAAGCGUGAAGAGCAGAAAAGUAGAGACAAGCAAAAACAGUGAGGGGAAAGUAGGGAUGAAGGAAGGGUAGAGAGGAAACAACAGAGGCAGGAAGUCCUUUUAUGGACAUCCCGCAGUCUACAUAGUGUGUUUAUCGUUUUCAUUUCCUAUGCCUACUUUGGUGUUGUUAUUGUUGUUUGUCUGGCCGCCAUAAAGCCAGGUAGGGGACAGCAGACCAGCUUGUGGAGGGGAGGGGUCAGUUAAGGAUUCAAAUCUGACCGCACCCACUUGUGGUCAAAGGUCAACUCCUCCUUCUCGGUUCACUGAUGAUGAAGCGCUGUAUUGAGUAAACGGGGGCGAGGAAAACCCUGUUUGAAAUCUCAUUUCUCUUCCUCUUCCAAAGCUAAAGGAACCUUGGAGCACAGCCCUGCCAGCCUGGGGGUGGCAUUAAGGUGACACACCACCCCCAGCCAAAGGGGGGGGAAGGAUUUGAGGGAUGGACAAACAGCCACAACAGGGCUUCUGUAGGGGGCCACGGGCAGAGAGAGACACUCUCUGGCCAACAGGAAGCUAGCCAGCUCUUUUAUCCGCUGGUCGAUAAGACGCCAGCGAGAGACAAACUCACCUCGUUCGUCACCUUGAUCUGGCUUCGCCUCCUCCGCCGCUUUUCCUCGUUUGGCCACACCCACUUCCUGCCCCAAACAGGAAAUGGGAGGAGCAUUUGGUGGCUAAGCAGAGACAGCGAGCCCCCUUUUCUGCCUCAUACCUCGCCGUUCCUCACUCCUCCCUCUCUCCUUCCUCCCUCCUCUUUGGUUAUUCCACCGCCCCUCUCCCUCCAUCGCUGGGUUUUUGCUUUUUCAGCCCUCGGGAGGCGAGUGUGUCGAACAGGGCAACAGAGGUGGAGGGUGGAGGAGCGGACGGGAGUGACCCGAUUGAAAAGAAAACAGACUCUGGGCAUGGAUCUACAGAGGAUCUGUCCGUCAAUCAACCUCACUUCCUCCUCCGAGACCCUCCUCUUCCUCUCAGCGUGGAAUCCUGUUGGAUUUGCUGCCACACACACUCUCUCUACAGACCACGCCCACUAUGUAUUUAACAGUUCAAUAUUGUGCAAAACUGGCUAGCCAUGACUAUUUUGUUUUAUAUUCAUGAUGUUAUUGGUUUAAUUUAUCCUUGAUUUGUUUGCACAAUCGGGGUGCUGGUCUUAUAAAUGUAUUUUUGCUCGGUUUAUUUUAGGAGAAUUUUAAGAGGUUUUAAGUAUCGAAGCAGGGCGUAGUGUUUGCGUGCGAGUGUAUAAACUAUAUUUGUGCGUGCGGGUGUGUGUCUGCGUUUUAGUACAGGAUGUGUGUACGUACGAAUGUGUGAGAUAGCGUGUGUAUCUAAAAGGGGGGUCUUUCUCUCUAUCAGUAUGCACCUUUUACAGAUUGUAUCUAUUUAUUUAUUUAUUUUUCCCAGAAGAGAAAAAAAUGUGUGCGAGGAUGUGCGUUUGUAUGCGUGCCUGUGUCCGAGUGGUUAGUUAUGUAUUCUAAAAAGCUGAUUUUAAGCCUAGACAGUAAAUUAAGGUAGCAUUACAAGUAUGGUAUUGUGUGUGUGCGAGAAUGUGUGUGAGGGUGUGUGUGAGGAUGUGAGUGUGUGUGUGAUAAUGGGCCUCCUUAACACAGGGUUACCAUGGACAGGCAUGCUUCCAAAGCUUUGUGAUUUCUUUAGCACGGUUUUUACUUUUUAGCCAAGCUGCAGAGUCAGAAGCCACUCUAUCUUUGAAAUUUAGUCAUUGCAUAACUUUCCUUUAUUUCUGUUUAGAGGUAAUUAGGUGUAAGGUCUCCAGCGAGGUCAGAGUGACGGUUCAGUUUACAGUGGUGAUGAGUUUCGGCGUUGCAGCUUGGCCAGAAGGGAACAAGCCUUUUGGCAAAUUGCUGCUUUUCUUCUUUACGGUGGAUGGUCGCUCUGAAUGGUAGAAGCACCAAAUUCACACUGCCACAGUGACGCCUCAUGAAUGAACUGGGGGUGGGGGAGGGGUGACACCCUGAUCGCUUGGCUGUAACGCACCAUAAUCACAUGAUUUCCUCAUUUAAUCAUAGUUUAAACUCCAAAUGAACUAUUAGGGCUGGUGUACAGAUGCUGCAAGACUUCUGAAUCACAUCUCUUUGUCUGAGGUCUGCUCAUAUCACGAAACAUUAUGAUUUAAUGUCAUUGUUAGAAAUAAAACAGCUCCCUGUCUGUAAUAUGAUUUACUGUUAAAUCUAAUUAUACUACAGACAGGCGAUUUACUGUUAACUGAUAAGAUGUGAUAAUUGUUUGGUUAAGUAAUUGGAUGCAGAUCAGAGACCUGUCAGCUCGAGGAUCCCCUGGUGUUAUUUCUGUCUUUUCAUUUUCUUCUAAUGGCUUUUAGGUAGCAUGCUGAGUACUUUUUACUGAACUUUCUCUAUGAUAGUUUGUUUCUCUAUUAGAGUUUGGAUUCACUUGAGAUAAAGGUAUGACCACAGGACCUCAGGCCUCGGUACACCACACAGGGCACAGGUCUCACCUCGGUAUUGUAUCUUCUCUAGAAGAACAUUCCCCAUGUCAGUAUCACAUCCUUGGUACCAGUUGUCACAUUUAUUACAAAAACUUUAUCGUAUUCAAGACUGACAUGAUUCAACUCUCUAAAAUGUUAUGUAACAGGUUAUGAUAGCCCCUGAAAUUUGCCACCACAGUCUGGAUGCAAAGACAGCUGGACACUAGGCAGGUGUGUCAGAACAUACUCUCACUACCAACUCAUCAGAUACCGACGCCUUGUCAGUGGACCUACACGUCAAACUAUAAGGUACCACUUCAUCGUCAGUUUUUUUGACAUUCAGGGACGGUUUAUCGAUCUAUGCUCGAACCUGCAUUGUGUCUUUGCGAAAUAAACAAAUGUUUUCACAGGAAAUACACACUUUCUCCUCAUUAAAUGCAUACAGUCUUUUGUCAAAAUAAUAAUAAUAAUUUAGAACGUAGGUAAUAAAACAACAAAAGCACAUGGUUAGAUUUAGAAAAAAACAUAAUGGUUUGGCUUGAAACUGCUGCGCAUAAAAUUACUCGCAUGAUCGGCACUGCAUGCGCAUCUUUGGGCCCUUAGAGCCGGCUGCCUCCAUUUAAAGCUCUGCUAACUUGAAUGGGGAUAAAAUGAUUAAAUCCUGAGGCUCCCCUAGAGUUCCCAAAUGUUAUCAGACUGAAUUGAUCAAAUUCUGAUACUGAAACGAGUUAUUUCGUAGGGUUAUGACACUCGAAAAAAUGUCUUUUUCGCCAUGUAAGUCCAUGGGAAAAAGUGUUUUUGUGCCAUGUAGCGUCAAAGCAAACACAAUUACGUUGUUUGGCCACUAUGAAAACUGGCUCCAAAGCCUAGAUCUCUUCUAAGGGACCUAAUAUCACGUGUGCUUGUGUGCUUAACAUACUAGCACACAACGUUAUUAAAAUAGCUCGACUGUUGGUUUCACACAGGACACGAACAGCAGCCUCCUGGGUGUAAGUUUGGAGUAUGUUUGACCCAUCCAAGGCAGGUGUUCAUAGUGUUUCAAACCCUCGCUAAAGGGUGCCCCAGUGCGUCGAUAUCAGACGUCGAGGGCCACUGACCAAAUGUCGGUAUUUGACAAGUUGGGAGAGAGACUGCAGAUACACAUCACAUGACAGUGGAUCUAGUCAAAACCGCAGAAAGAAAUUUUCUAACAAAGUUAAUUAUAUGUUUGAGUUUGAGCACUAAACACUUUCAAACUUAAACUCUCUUAUUAUAUCUACAGAAAAUCCAAAUAUGUUGCAAUGGAUUUUUUUUUCCUCUGAAAAUCUCACAUUAAAUUCCCACCCAGAGACACUAUCGCAUGUCAACUUAUAGCCAUUAGUUUCCACUUUAAUUUACCAUUAAGGACUAACUGCUGAGCUCUCAUUGCUACAUGUUAAGCAGAGCAGGUUUGUGGCAGGGAAGGGUAUGCAUGAACACACUGCCAUACACUGCAUCCUGUGCCAGUAACAGACUUCUGACAUUAUUAUGCAAACUAAAUGUGAAUGUUGAACGUGUUUUUAGUGGCAGUGCUGCUGUUGUUUUGUGGUUAUGAUCAUACUGCAAACCCCGAAGAAGUCUGUGUUGUCAAAGGAAUACCCUUCCUGACAUUUAGUUUGUUGUUUUAUUCUUUUUCUUUUUUACUUUAGCCUCAUAAACAUCUUCAGCAUUUCUUUUCUUUCUUUCUUUCUUUCUUUCUUUCUUUCUUUCUUUCUCUUUCAGUUAUUCUAAAAGCACCUCAUUAAAAAAGUAUUGACUUGGUACCAUAAGCUAACAGACUACUUUGCGGCUAGUGGCUCACAUCAGUUUCAGUAUAAGCUGCCUUUUUAAGGUCAGACUUUAAGUCUAAAAGUGAGGAAAGCAGAUUUCAGUAUGGUCAAGCAUGUUAAUGUGUGUGUAGGGAAGCAUCUGGGCUCGGUGUUUUAACCUUAAAGUCAGCACAGUCUCACUUUGUGCUUCUGUUUUUGUUUCCUCUCUUUGUUGAAUCAGCCCUGGUAAAGUGAUUUAACCCUGAAUUCAAAAUUUAUGCCAAUUUACUUCAGAAAUAUAACAUCUAUUAGGUCUGAAUCCUCAAUAAUAAAUGAAACCAGGUGGCACCUGAAUUAUGAAGUAGUAGUGUUUGUAUCCAAGCUGCUACAGAGAAGCCAGCAAGAAUUUAUCAGCCAUUAUCGCAGCAGCUGUGAAUGUCACUCUCUCAAGGCAGUUUUGAUAAGACACCAUUUGAUGAAUGACAAUAGUUACUUUAAUGAAUUAAUGAACUAUCCAACACAGAAGCGUUCUCAGACUGGCCAAGUUAAAAAUAGGAUGGGAAGAUUUCCACAAUCAAUUAUCACAGCCUUAAAUGUACAGUUCACCCCAAAACCUGCAUAUACACUUAUUUGUGCUCUUUGCCUGUAGAGCUAUUUAUCAGUCCAGAUUGUUUUGGUGUGAGUUGCCGAGUGUUGGAGAUGUUGGCUGUAGAGAUGCCUUCUCUCAAGUAUAAUAGAAGUAGAUGGAAAUCGGCUUGUGGUGCUCAAGGCACCAAAGAAAAAAAUUGGAAAGCUGAACAAAUGUCUCUUUCCAAAUAUCAGGACCCCGUUACUCAAGAUAAUCCACAGACCUUGUCGUGAGCAGUUUCAUGUAGGAGCUAUUUUCGCUCUACUGAACUACGCCAGUAUCACUGCUAGCUCACAUAGCAUCACUGAGCUAGCUAGUGUUACAGCUCAGCUGAGGAGGACGCCAUCUCGUCUGUGAGUAGAUGUACGCUUCCUUCUGUGCAGUGAUACAGUUGGUGGGUGUAGUUUGGUAGAACGAAAAUAGUUCCUAGUCCUAGUUUUAUUUGAGAGAAGGCAGACAUCUCUAUGGUCAAUAUCGCCAACACUCUUCAACCCUAGAUUGAAAAACAGCGCCGCAGGUUAGAGUAAAAAUGUGUUUUUGAUUUGGGGUGAACUGCCCCUUUAAGGUGAAUGCUCAAACGUCACAUUCGUAAAUGUUCAGUAUCACCUCCAACUUUGAGGAUAAAAGAACAUACACCACCAGAAACUACAUUCAGUUCAAAUCCUUUCCUUUGUGCUCCUAAUAAUGUCCACUCAUAGACACACAUACCCAUUUGGAGUAACCCUGCAUAUCAGAAGUGCCCAAGCAGGCUUUGUUGUGUCUGUGUAAAAGCUCUUUGGUUUCUAAUGCUGGUGAGAGUGAUCCAGAGGCCUGUGGUGCCCCCGUGUGGAGAGGAGCAGCAUUGCAGUUUUUAUGUUACAUAUAGGUUAGCAUGAACUAUGAGUUGUUGUGUUGCAGUAUAUAGUAUGAGUGGGUGUAAUCCUGCAUCCCACAAGAUAUGCAAAAACAAUGCAAUAACUAUGACUGUAUACAAGGUUCCCGAAGUAAAUAUACUUGUGAAAGUGAAAAAAAAAAAAAUCAUGACGAUGUAUUUUUUUUUCUGUUUGUUACAUUUUUAAGUAAACUCAGUGGUUUCCAUGCCAGAGAAACCUAACAUACUUGAAAUCAGGUACAUUGCAGUGCAGUAUAGUAAAGACAUAUUUAUUUAUCUCUCUCGUGCCAUGGUGUUGGAUCUGCAUCUGCAGUUUGAAAUGUGUACUGAGACAUCGACAUGAAGUUGGUGUUUUUGCUCGCGCUUUAACAUCCAGCCAGUGUAGCCCCAGAGUGAAAAGCUGAUUGUUUAUUUUGAUGACUCAGCACCAAAAACGACUAACUUCACCUCCUUGACUCAAUAUGUGUUUGACUGCUUCCCUUUCUCGUGUUUAUUUCUGGUUAAAUGGAUCGAGCUACAUGGGUGUACCAUCAGUAUUGCAUGAGGUUCACAUGUUGACAUUGAACGUGCCAGGUUUUGCAGUCGUUUUGUUUUGAUCAGGUUAAGUAUCAUAUCACAUUAUGACAGAGUAGCUAUUUCUAUUCACUGUACAUAUGAUUGAAGUCAGUAUUUUGCCGAGGAGAGUUUGGAAGGUGAUUUUGCAUAUCUUGUGUCUUAUGGGCUCUUAGUUCAUUUCUGAAUAUUAACCCUGAGAAGCUCAUGUUUAUGUGAUUGUCGAAGGUUGAGAGAAAAGGCGGACGACAGUAUUCGUUCUCCCCAGUCUUUGCCUAUGUGUUGCCAUUUCAGCUUCUAUCUUUUCCUCCUCUGACAUGUGGAAGGUGGACCAGUGAGAAAAAUGUGUAUGAAAUGGACCAAAUUACUCAUAAUUAGGAUUUUUUUAGACAACAGAUAUUGGUGGAUUGAAAGUAAGGCUCAGGACAGAAAAACAGACAGGCCACAGCUGCAUAGCGCACACACACUUGGUUGGUUUCUUGCUAUAUUCAAGCACAAAGUGAACAAUAAACAUGAAAACAUCAACUUAAAAUCCACAGGUUAAACUGAAGCUGUGUUCCAAUUCUGUACCAUACACUCACUCUAGGUAGGGGUGUUAGAAUAUACACUCGAGUAUCGUGAUGGUAUGUUUUCUAAUACUGUAUCACUUACCCGACUGCUAGAUGACAGUGUUGUAAUCUGUCCUCAGCCGUUUGACUCUUACAUCACUAGCAUGUUACAGGGACUGUGAUAAAUACAAAUGCAGAUCCCGCUGCCUUGAUGCCAGUACACAGCCCUUAUUCUGAGCAGGUUGUAUUCAGCGUGUUCAAAAGGACAAAAUUAAAAGUGCUAUUGAGAACAUUAGCCACUAGAUGUCACACCCCCCCUGCCUAUUUCCAUUAUAUUCACGUCACCACACCGCUGUUCCUCAAAGCACAAGUGGUUGCCAGUUUGUUGCAUACUUCAUGGUCAAGUAGACAGUCUGUCAAAUGCUGAAUAUUUAAUGGUAGAAUAAGUGAUUCAUUUUGCAAUAUGUAGCCACACAUCAGCUAUAGACUUAGGUUACUUUGUGAGGUGGUGUAUCAAGGUUCAUCUAUGGCAAUCUAGGUAAUGGUUAGCAUUAGCUAGCUUUAGGUACCACUGUGCCAUGACAACAAAGUUCCACCCUUAUUCGUUUUCUGUCUCAUCAUAUAUGGUAGCGAGAGGAAAAUACUUUAUAGGCUACAUUCCUUUUCUUUUUCAACCCUGAUUUAUAGUACUGAUGUUCUAAUGACCUGCCCUGCUCUUUCCCUCUCUCUGUUUAUCAUGAGACCCCCGCUGUCCCUCUGCCAAUGCCUUCACUAGAAGACUACUGCCGUAGGAGUGUGAGCUCAGCACCAGGAUAGGUAGGGAGUGUCCACCUGCACACACAGUAACAGGGCUAAGUGUUAGCAUUACACAGCUAAUGUUACCAAAGAGUUAUUAACAGUUUUAACCACAGAGUCAAGCCAUUUUGGUGUCGGUGUGAGUUUAAUAGAACUUUUUAAUGGUUAGGUGUUGGUUGUUAACCAGGCGGAUGUUGAACCAUGAGGAUUCUUAAUCGCUGAUGUCACCUAGAUACCACAUGAUACCAACGUCAUUAUACUAUUGGCUCACAAGUAGUGUAAGAGGCAGUAACUAAGCGUUAGAUACCUUACACGGAGGUAAACAAAACACUCUUUUUGGACCCGACAAAAUUAAACUUUUUAAAAUGAUUAAUUCACAAUCAUAAUUUUUUUUUUUGGGAAAAGCAAUGUAUUCUUUUUUAUUAUUAUUAUUAUCCACAUAAAAAUGUUACCAAUAAAACCCACAAGAUUAAAAGAAGAAAGGUAGAGAUUCAUGCACAGUUUAAGUCUCAAGUAUGGAUCCAGCUCCAAAUGUGCUGGAUACUACAUCUCCCAUAAUUCCUUUUACACAUUUCCCACAUCCUUUUGAACCCCAUGCCCUCAAAAAUAGGGUCCCCAAAAGCUGUCAGAAUACAAAUGAUCAUGAAAAUUUGAAGAGACUGUUUAACUGGCAUUAGACGGCUUAGCAUUAAAUAGUUUAGCAUGUUGAUUCCUUGUAUAUCAACUGCAAAAACAUACAUUAUAAAUAUUGGUAUAUAGUCAUGUUGUACACAAGUAAGUGUCUGUUAUGGAACUGGAACACAGCACGGGUGUGUUUUUUGUCCGCCCUGCCACUAACAGUCCUUUUUAACAGCUGACAUUUAGUGUAAUUAACAGAAACAGCACAGGUGCAACCAAUAACCUUAAUCAUGGCUUGUUCCCAUUUUGUUGUGCCAGUAAACCAGCAUGCAUCAAACCACAGCUGUGAAACUGGAUCCACUAAAUGGAAUGUAGCCGUUAUUAAUGAUAUUAGCCAUACCUGUGUUUUGUACGUCUGUUGUGUGUGUUUAUGUAGCUGUGGUCUGUGGCUCACUGUAGAUAGUUAGUAGCCAGUGUAUCAGGCUGAUGAACUGCAGCUGUGUCUGCAGCUAGUUAAACUGAAACCACACCCCUCUGCUGUAGAGGGUGCAGCUCAAAUUCAAGUAAUUUCCUCAAGUGGAAGAGAGAGUAAAGGCCUGGUAGAUGGAUGACAAUCUGUUGAUGACAAUAGGAAGCAGUGGGUGUUUGGAUGGAGAGUAUUUGGGGGGAUUGUUGAGGGUUUUUUCAUCAUGUCUGAAUUUCAGGGUGAUCUAAGUUCUCACAUGGUGAAUUAUAUAUCCAAGUAAUGUUUUAUGUGCAUGGGUUUCUCUCUCUAGGAAUAUUAAGUAUUGGUCCUUUGUGAAUGAUAAUAUCUUUUAUCUCACCACUAGCCAAUGAUUGUAUAUUUUUAUACACCAUUUACCAUAUUAUAGCAAGAAAUAUAUGAAUAUAUAUUAUAUUUAAUCACCAGAAUGUUAGAGUAAGGAACAGGAAGGACACUUAUUUGGAGAUGUAGCUAUGAAGAUGUGUUAUAUAAGCCUGCUGACUGAGGAUCAGUAAGAAUUUAUUGAACAAAGUCCUUCUAUAGCGACUGUGUUUUUGACCAAAAGGAACCAACAGGGAAUGAUGUUGUAUUUACUGAAGAUGAAACAUUUUACGUUUCAGCUGAUGGCAUACACACGAUGGGCUUUUAGGUUGCUUCACACAGGCUUGGAUGAUUCCCAGACUAUGUGGCGUUUUAGUCUGAACAAAUAUGGCCUCAUUUAAAGGUCCAGUGUGUAGGAUUUAGGGGGAUUUAUUAGCAGAAAUGGAAUAUGAUAUAAGAAGUAUGUUUUCUUGAGUGUGUAUUCGCCUGGAAAUAAGAAUCUGCGUGUUUUAAACCUUAGAAUUAGCCGCUUUUCAUCUACAAAGAGGGUGUUUCUCAAAGUCAAGGAAGGAUCCUGCAGAGGCAAAGCAAGAGUCCUCCCUAGCAUUCAGUGAACAUACAUCGGAACAGGCUAACGAGGGUCCCCAGGUGGACGUCAUUAACCCCCAGCAGACUGAGGGGGUUUGGGGGGAGAUGGACACUUGGUGGUUCAUCUCUGUUGGAAAUUUUUAAUUUAAAAACAUUUUUAUAGUAUCUAAAUCACGUUAUUCCAAAAAUCUCAUUAUUCAGCAGUGGACACGUUGGAAAGUGUAAAUUAUGAGGUUUCUGUCAGUAUUUUUUUUCACGCUUGUAUGAUAAAAACUGGAGAUAUUAAUCCAAAUAAAUGGCAUAUUAAUCUAAAUCCUGCUGUGCUCCACUGCCGCAGGUUUCAUUGAAGGGGCACCGCCUUCACUUCCAGUAAAUCGUGUGCAAAGCAUUAUGGGGAUUUUAUACCCGCAGAGGAUACACACACGCAUCCUUGGAAUUUCUCUGAAAGAAGGACUCGGUGAAAUUCGGAAGGAACCUUGACAUUGGAGCAGUCCUUCAGCGCGGGUCGAUGAUGUCGCCCUCUUGAAAUUCGUCCGUUUUAGGAUCCUUCCUUGACUUUGAGAAACACCCCAUGUCCCAGACAUCAUUGACCAGCCUUUGUCGUCGUCCAUGUUGUCUGCCAUGUUGCCCCACCAAGCUUCUACAGUAGCCCAGAACGGACAAACCAAACACUGGCUCCAGAUUGGGCUAAUCGUGUUUUUACGUUGGCUACCAUGGUUAGCAGCCAGCUGCGAUGAGCAACGUCGGAAAAAAGCUGAUUUUCUUAAGGUGAAACUGCUUUGUUCUGUGUGGUUACUGGUUUUAAUCACCUGGUUCGUUGGUUUUGGAGAGGAAGAGACCUCUGCGGAGAAGUCACCUUCCAAUAAAAACCUACUGAACAAUGAAGGAAUCCUAACUGGGAGUUCUCACUUGGCCCUCGGGAGAAGUUUCAGCUGGUUGCGAUGUCCAAUCCUUACUGCUAGAUGCUACUAAUUCCUACACACUGCUCCUUUAAAUAUCAUUAGCUGCAAAACACAAACAGCCAAAUGACAUAAUUAACUACAGCCACAUUUACUGGAAAUCUACCCAUUACCAGCGAUGUGACUCCAGAAGUAGGAGGCUCUUUGUUCAGCUUUUAAAGACACUAGGGUUCAGAGAUAAACGCCAAAUUUCACAAUUUGACUUUAAACAUUUGAGCAACAGAGAGCUCUGAAACAUGGCAUGUGUUUGCUUUGCUUCGUCUAUGUUUCGUGAAGUUAGCAGAGAGACAUUAACAUACCAGCAACCUGUCAGCGCAGGUCAACGUCUGGACAUUAUCCUACUGUAGCACCGAGAGACCUGUCUCGCUUUCACUAGUCCUACAUCAGCGACACACACGUAUAUACUGUACACUUUUUCAGAUGCAUUAUCAAAGACAUCAAACCAAAAAACUCCACCUGUCAAGGACUAGAUCUCUCUACGCUUUGAGCCGUGAAAAUCAUGUAGCUUCUAUUUUUUUCUCUUUCAGGAAAGGAAGUAGAGGACUUGAACUGCGUCUGUGUAGAGAAACUCUCAUUGAAUGCAGGGAGGGGAGUGAAGCAGUUAAGUGACUGACCAACUAAGUCAUUUUGUGUUCAUGCAGCAAUGUAAAAAGGAGAAAAUAUAAACUUUUGGGGGGGGGGCAGAUUUGAUCUAAAAAUGUCGAAUUUAUAUUCUGCAUCUUGACAGUAAGGGCGAUGAACUAUUUUGUGUCUGUGUGGACGACCGAAAACAUUUCAAGCUGCUCAGUAUUAAGAAAAGAUGUCAUCCAACAUGCUUUAACAGAAAUAGUAUUUUACACACCAUUUAAAAAGUAUUAGAGUCGUGUGUUUAUCUUUAACUAUACACAUAUAUGUGUUACUUAUCGAUUUAUCAGAGAGUGGGGCUGUUAUACUUCCUGUCUCGGGCACUCAGAUCUCCUCAUGUGGACGUUAUAUUUUCUUGUAACCCGAAGUGGUUGUCGAUCAUUGUUUGAUCCUGAUGACAAAUAUUUUAAGAGGACUAUUUUGAAUAUAGAUUUUAUUUUCCUUUUUUUAUAGGUAAAAAGCAUAGCCUGUUGUAGUAGGAAUUACAUCUGAUUAAAACAUGAAUUCCCUUUUCUGGAGAAACAAGAGAGGAUCGUCUCUUUGUUUUUCUCUUGUACAGAAUUUAUUUCGACAUCAACGCCGAUGGACGCUUUGGGAAAAGGAACAGGAAGCAAAAGAGGGAAUAUAUUAUACAUUAUAAGUACAAGUUUAUAUUUCAAGUGUCUUCUAUUUUAGAUAUAUAUAGAAAAAUUAUAUCUAAAUUAUAUGAUAUUAAUUGAUAGUUUGGAGUCGGACUUUGCUGAGGGUCAAAACAAAUUUCUUCGAGGGAAAAUGCCCACAUCAGGUUUGGGAGGUGCCAUAUUGUUAUACGCGUGCUAGCGUUUUCUAUAUGGGACCCAGAGGGCAAACGUUUAAUGGUUUCGCCCUCAGAUGAAUGUUUCCAUUAGCUUUACAAAUCAUUAUCGAUAAGUUUCCUUUUUGUGAUAGUUAGCAUUUGUCUGUGUGUUGCCAGUGCAGAAGCAGGGUUUUAAACUCAGUCAUGAAACUCCUGGAAAAGUUAGGAAACUACAAAAAAAUGUUGUCCAGGCUUGGAAAAGUUUGAAUAUACAUUAUAUAAAAAAUCUGAAAAACAUGUCCAACAUAAUGCAAAAUACAUCCUCCAUAUUGCUAUCAUUGAAACGUCACUAGCAUCACCUAAUUGGCGUAUGCAGCUAGUUGGCAGCAGGAGCUAGUAAAGUUAGCAAGCCUUAGCAGUGUGCUUAUCCACAAAUGCCUGGGAAGUACGUUUAUAAUAAUGUACAGCUUUCAAAUGACAAAUAUAAGACAUGACCUCAGAGAGAGGUGGACCGUAGCUGCGCUGGAUGUGGGCUCUGCACCAAAACGUUUGAUGUUGGCAACAUGGGGGUAGUGUCUCUGGUCAGCCAUGCUAAAGGGAUAGAGCAUCAAGACAACCAGCAGGCUGCUUAACAGACGAAUAAUUCGUAAGUCGUAGCUAGGCCAGAUAAUGUUAUCGCUUUGUGUCUACUAUGUGUUGACAUAAAGAUGUUCCAUACCAUAUUCCACACUACAUUUUUGCUAAAAUACAUGUCUUUUUACUGGAGUAAGACAGACGUUUAUGCCCCCUGAUAAACACUAGGCCUAAUGUUACCUCUUUAAAAAUUAGUUAAAUAAAGUCACGGAAACUGGGUAAAAUAUUAUGAAAAGGUUUUGGAAAAUAUUUUAAUUCAUUGUUAAAAAUGUGUGUAAAACCCUUUGAACAGAGGUCAUCCAAUACGAUUACAAAACUUUUAGACUUUAGACUCCUGAAGAAUUAAUUGUGAAUCUUGAUCAAUUAUUUAAAACUUAGACAUCAGGCUGGGAAAUUAUCUUUAAAAGUAAAAUUUAAAUGCAAAAUUGAAUUAAUAAGACAUAAUAGUAUGGAUUUUGGAGGCAAAUUUAAUCCAGUGUUGAAACCAUGGAUAUAUAAAAGAGAUCUGGAUACAGCGUUGAAGGUAGGGCCCAGCUCAUUCCUGUGAAAGCUGCUCAGUGGUGCAUGAAGCCAAAAAAAUUGGACUUUCUGGGUGUAAAAUUACCCAGACCUCCAGCAUCAUUGGGCCCAUAGUGCAGACGAGACUUUCGAAAGCAAAGUGACUAAUUUCCAGUUUAGCCCUCUGCUGACUUGAAUGGAGAUGAAUUUUUUUUAAUCAUGCGGCUCUUCUAGACUUGCCAAAUGUUAUCGGACUGAAUGGAUCAGAUUCCACGAGUGAAACAAGUCUUGCGGGAGUGCACAAAUACAAUGUAAUCUAAUGUAAGUCUAUGGGAAAAUGUCUUGAGCCCAAUGGCAUCACAUGACGGACCCAGAGGUUGUAAUUCCACAUCAGUCCACUACAAAAAUUGGCUUAAGGGCCUGCGCACUUCCUGGGGGCCUGGUUAAAACCUUGAUCAAUACUGAAGGAAUCUCUGCAUAUUGUCCUGCACUGGCUCAUACUGUAGUAACACUUAUAGAUGCAUGUAAAGUCCUCAGCUAUCAGUCUCGGGAAAAUUUGAUUUGUUCCCUCGAGGUGAUGGUGAGGAACAAAAAUAUGAUUUACUUACUACCCUCUUCCUUUUUGUCCUGGGCUGUUGAGCCCUGAAAUGAACCAAAUAGAUGAUAUUUGCUUGCCUAAUAGAUUUAGAAAUGACAUAAAUGAUAGUUAGAUAGCACUCACACACUGUGUAGCAGCACCUACAGCAGCACCCCAUGUGAACUUCUAGGACUGUUAGUAUUGUACGGACCUUGAAAGCCUCAUGUUUAUCGCUCAUUCCUUCUCUUAUUGUUACUCAGACACUUAAAUAAAUCAUAAAGGAGAUCCCUGUUUGCACAUGUUAGAGUAUCUGACACAGAGGUCGCUCUUUGUGUUUCACUUUUAUGGAGAGCGCUGCACUCACAAGCCUGUUGAUCGAGGAGAGGAGUUCUCUGUACCAGCUCGUGUUUCUUCAGGAUAUUACUCCAGCUCUAGAGGCGUGGCAGCAGCUUCGCGAUGCAGACUUCCUGUCGUAAAGUAGAACGUCUGUGCCUCCCUGCAUCUGCUACUUCUCCCUGAUUUUACUGAUAAGAGCUACUUGCACCACGAAUGAUUUCAUCCCUUGAAUGUAGGACACAGUGGUGUUCUUGCACAUCUGGAAAAUCCACAUUAAGUAUUUGAGAGUUACACAAAAGGCUUAUGUUUGUUUCUUUUGUUGGCAGCCCUCAGUGGAAGAAAAUAGCAGCUAUCAGUUUUGACCACCGCAGACUUAGAAAAUCUGAUUUUAACUCUCUGUCGACACUCGGAUCUUUAUAAACUUUAAUCCCAAGUGUCUUCCUAAGUAAGCCACAUUUGCCCACAAAGAGUUAAACAGGUCUUGUGUGCCUGUGUGUGUAUAUGCAGCGAUGUCAUGUACAUUAUCAGUGUUUUCUUCCGUGAGUUAGUUCUUGCUGGUGUGGGACGCCUCUUUAACAGCAUGCAGGCGUCGACUGAAUUUUUUGUUACCCAGGCAGGGUGAUCCUGGCCUUUCGCCAGCGUGAUGAUUCAGUGGCAGGGGACCCACAGCUCCAUAUACAGUAGUGUUCAAUGAAGGCUUUUCUGUUCCUUAUUUACUGGGUAAAUGCCAUGGCUAUGUGGCUCUGUUCUCCACUGGUCAGUAGUGUCUUACGAUCUUGUCCGUAGUCUUAGUUCACUACUCAUGCAAAGUGUUAAAGGGCCUUUGACAGGAUUGAGCUGUUUGUUUGUUUCUGUUCCUUUCUGUCUGAGAGAGAAGUCUGUUAUUAUUUUUGAGAGAGGUGUUCACACAGAGACCAAUUUGUUGUAAUAUUAGUAGUGACGCUACUGUUAAAUGUAGUAUUUAAUAACAGCACUGUUUAUGGUCAAAAAAAAAGAACUAGAGUGUGUUAUUGUACUUGCGGUAGCUUUGGAGGCAGGUGGUCAUUUUGUAACUGUUCUUUAACAUAAGCCACUCCCCCCCCUCCACUGCGAGGGAUUCCAUUGGUUCUGAGGUUGCUAGGUGACACUGGCCCAACAUCAUUUGGUUUCCUCAGUUACCAUUUGUCUCCUCGGUGACGACUGCAUGGUCUCACAGUUGACACUCCCUUUUUCUUUCUUCUUCUUCUUCUUCUUCUGCUUCUCUUUCUUUUUUCUAAAGGAGAGGUUUUUUUUGUUUGUUUUGGUUCAUUCACUUCAUUUUACAUUUUAGAAAGGGAAAGAAUACAAAUGAAAUAAAUCAGAAUAUUAAUUCAAUCACUUUUUCUACUCCUAUUUUCAAUAAAAAGUGAAACGAAAAAAAACAAACAAAAAGUUGAUUUGUAAAUAAGUAAUGUACAGUUUGUAUCUGUAACUUGUCAGUCUGUCAUUGGUGACAGAGUCUGUCUUGCUUAUAACGCACGCUACCAGUAAAUAAAAAAAGGAAAAAGUAUAUUUAGACUGUAUGGUCCCUUGAAAGCAAGUUUUAAAUUAAUAUCUGAUGUAUAUUCCUGUAACAUUGCAUUUUUAUCUGAGGAAUGAUGUUAUUAAAAAAUUGCAAAUAAAUUGCA